CUUCAGUCCGGAGGUGUCCGCGGGCGGGGCGGCACGUACGGCGUGCGUGGUCGUCGCGCCACUCGACAUUGCAUUGUUUUUACUAUGCACAUCAUUGUUUAAAACAGUUCUUAUCUAAUCAAUACGAUUCAGGAGUGAUAUAACACGGCCUACGCUUCGUUUAAAGCGAGAUAACGACAAGUGUUCGAACAAAUCAGUGACAAUAAAGCGUUUUAUCUACAGCUACUUGCUGGUGGCUUAUUGACAAGUGAAAUUCAAAAUCGGCCCAUUCAUAGGACCGAUCGGUCCGAGAGUUUGUUAUUGGAUUUUUACUCGUGUAAGUGAUCUUUGUGGUGAAGCAAAGGAUGCAAAUCAAUAAUCGAGUGGAUUCCCAGCUGCGAACCGAGAGCUCGUGCUGUGCGGUUUAAUACUCAGUUGCAUAUUGAUUGCCACUGGAUCUGGAUAUUGUCGACAAAAUACCUACGUUAUACAACUCACGAUCACAUACUUGAAGUGGUAUAUUGAAGACUGAAGUUCACCUGGCCUUACUUAACGCAGUUUAUUUUAAACACUCGGUGAGUUCCUGUUCUCCUCGUGAUGUUGCGACCCGACGAGAGCGUGAGAUAGCCGCCUCGUGCGGCGGCGCAGCAUGGGUGCGAACAUGGGCAAGAACUCGAGCCUGCUCGACGCGCUGCCUUCUGCGCAAGGCACGCUGCACGUCGUCAUGCUAGGCCUCGACUCCGCCGGCAAGACCACUGCGCUCUACCGGCUAAAGUUCGACCAGUACCUCAACACGGUACCAACCAUCGGCUUUAACUGCGAAAAGGUUAAAGGCACCAUAGGAAAGUCCAAAGGAGUAAAUUUCCUCGUCUGGGACGUCGGAGGCCAGGAGAAACUCCGACCGCUGUGGAAGUCGUACACGCGAUGCACGGAUGGCAUUAUAUUCGUGCUCGACUCGGUCGACGUAGAGCGUAUGGAGGAAGCCAAAAUGGAGCUGAUACGGACGGCGAAGUCGCCGGACAACACGGGCGUGCCGAUCUUGGUGUUGGCGAACAAGCAGGACCUGCCGGGAGCGAAAGAGCCACGGGAACUGGAGAAGUUGCUGGGGCUGCAGGAGCUGGUGGCGUCGCCGCACGGCUCGCGCGACGCGCACACCUGGCACGUGCAGCCUGCCUGCGCCAUCACCGGCGAGGGCCUCCACGAAGGCCUCGACGCCCUCUACGAGAUGAUACUCAAGAGAAGAAAACUCGCUAAGCUACAGAAGAAACGCGUCAGAUAAACUGGCCGCGUCAAACUUAUGGCUACGAUUAUCAAUGUUGUGAUGUACAAUGUUAAGAUAAUGCUCAUCGCGUAGAUGUUAUUUGAUAUGUAUGUCCGAUGUGUAACACCAAAUAUUGUUUUUACUGUAGAUAUGAAGGAACGUCUUAUGAAAAUAUUCCAUCACAAUGUUGCUCAAGUAUAUUGAACAUUUUGAAGGAAACGAAUAUUUUGAUAAAACUAUAACUACUAGUCAUUUUCUUUUGAAAAUAGCUAGGCGGAGAAAACUAAAUAAAUUAAUUAUACUGUCAGUCGGUCUACUAGAUAACGGCCACGGCUUGAAAACCGAACGAAGGAAUCUAGACAUCUAUUAUUGUGACCUUAUGACUUUUCAGAAUGUUAAUACAUGGC
Messenger RNA from Cydia amplana, 1647 nucleotides. RefSeq names its product ADP-ribosylation factor-like protein 4C (gene Arl4). NCBI's taxonomy places the organism in Eukaryota, Metazoa, Arthropoda, Insecta, Lepidoptera, Tortricidae. Gene Ontology annotation, biological process: intracellular protein transport; vesicle-mediated transport. Gene Ontology annotation, molecular function: GTPase activity; GTP binding. The transcript has 4 exons. The coding region runs from base 629 to 1258 and encodes 209 amino acids. Gene Ontology annotation, cellular component: plasma membrane; cytoplasm. The record is from RefSeq and is a predicted model, not a curated record.